CACGGACCACGCCGUCGAGACGCCAAAAUGCCUCGCGGACCUAAGAAGCACCUCAAGAGGCUCAAUGCCCCCAGCCACUGGAUGCUCGACAAGCUCGGCGGCGUCUUCGCCCCGAAGCCGAGCCCGGGCCCGCACAAGCAACGCGAGUGCCUCCCCCUGUGCCUCAUCCUCCGCAACCGCCUCAAGUACGCGCUCACGUACAAGGAGGUGACGACGAUCCUGAUGCAGAGGCUCGUGAAGGUGGACGGCAAGACGAGGAUCGACAAGUGCUACCCCGCCGGGUUCAUGGACGUCGUGUCCAUCGACAAGACGGACGAGCACUUCAGGCUCAUCUACGACCAGAAGGGCCGCUUCGUCGUGCACCGCAUCACGCAGCUGGAGUCCCAGUACAAGCUGUGCAAGGUGCGCACGAAGAAGCUCGGCGACAAGGGCGUGCCGUGCGUUAACCUCCACGACGGCCGCACCAUCCGUUACCCGGACCCGGAGAUUAAGGAGUCCGACACCGUCAUGGUGGACAUCUCGUCCAACACGAUCACGAACCACUUCAAGUUUGACGCGGGGGCGCUCGCCAUGAUCACCGGCGGCCGCAACGCCGGGCGCGUCGGCGUCAUCCAGCGCCGCGAGAAGCACAAGGGCUCGUUCGAGAUCAUCCACGUGCAAGACGCGGCGGGGCAUCAGUUUGCCACGCGCGCGACCAACGUUUUCGUCAUCGGCGAAGGGAACAAGCCGAUGGUGUCGCUGCCGAAGGGCAAGGGCAUCAAGCUGUCCAUCGUGGAGGAGCUCGAGAAGCGCAAGGAGGCGUGA
Micromonas pusilla CCMP1545 is the source of this 804-nucleotide messenger RNA. RefSeq lists its product as uncharacterized. Gene Ontology annotation, molecular function: RNA binding; structural constituent of ribosome. Bases 28 to 804 code for a protein of 258 amino acids. Gene Ontology annotation, biological process: translation. The transcript has 2 exons. NCBI's taxonomy places the organism in Eukaryota, Viridiplantae, Chlorophyta, Mamiellophyceae, Mamiellales, Mamiellaceae. The record is from RefSeq and is a predicted model, not a curated record. Gene Ontology annotation, cellular component: cytosolic small ribosomal subunit; ribosome.